Messenger RNA from Triticum aestivum (bread wheat), 1538 nucleotides. RefSeq names its product F-box protein At5g46170. NCBI's taxonomy places the organism in Eukaryota, Viridiplantae, Streptophyta, Magnoliopsida, Poales, Poaceae. The coding region runs from base 145 to 1251 and encodes 368 amino acids. Gene Ontology annotation, molecular function: protein binding. The transcript has a single exon. The record is from RefSeq and is a predicted model, not a curated record.
CCAUCCAUUACUCACCAUCACCACCCUCUUCUUCCUCUUCCUACAACCUCACCUACUCCACCUCCUCCUGCUCCUGCUGCUGCUGCUGCUGCUGUCUCUCUCGCGCGCGCCACAGCUGAAGCGGAAUCAGCAAGCUCUUCCAGAAUGCAGUCCAGGCACCGGGUGUUCGCCGAGGACCUGCUCCUCGCGCAGCUGCAAGGGGAGGACCACUUCGACAGCGUGCCGGACUCGCUCGUGCUCCUCAUCUUCAACAAGCUCGCCGACGCGCGUUCCCUCGGCCGCUGCUCCGCCGUCUCGCGCCGCUUCAACGCGCUCGUCCCGCUCGUCGACGACGCCUGCCUCCACAUCGACCGCGUCAUCGCCGCCGGCGACGCCGACGACGCGCUCGGCGCCUCGGGCGGCCCGCGCCAGCGCGGCGUCCUCUCCAGCCUCCUCAAGACCGUGCUCCUCGCCGUGCUCAAGCCCUUCGGCCACUGCGACGCCGGCGCCAGGCCCGCCGGCCACGCGGGAGGCAAGCACGCGCCGCACCACUCCCCCGCGCAGGUGCUCAAGAACUUCAGCAGCAUCCGCAACCUCCGCAUGGAGCUCCCCGUCUCCGACGUCGGCACCGACGACGGCGUCCUCCUUAGGUGGAAGGCCGUCUUCGGCACCACGCUCCAGAGCUGCGUCAUCCUCGGCGGGACAAGGCUGGACCACGCCUCGCACGCGCCCUCCGCCUCCGUGGCCCCGGAAGAACACGACGCCUCGCAGGGGGACGACGACAAUGGGAGCAUACCGGAGUCCUUCUACACCAACGGCGGGCUGAAGCUGCGCGUGGUGUGGACCAUCAGCUCGCUCAUCGCCGCGGCCACCAGGCACUACCUCCUCCGCGAGAUCGUCAAGGAGCACCCCACCCUGGAGCGCGUGGAGCUGACGGACGCGCACGGCCAGGGCAUGCUCUGCAUGGAGCGCCCGCAGCUCAAGGAGUUCACCGACAAGCCGCUCGCCGCCGCCGCCGCCGCCAACCGCACGCAGGUGCCGGCCUGCAACAUGAAGCUCCGGUACGCGCCGAUGCUGGAGCUGUCGGACGGGACGAGGAUCCAGGGCGCCACUCUGGUGGUGAUCAAGCCCGUGGGCGAGGCCGGCGGCAUCGGCGGUGGGCGCAAGGAGCUGGACGAGUUCGUGGCCGGCGCCUUCGACGGGCCCUUCAGGGAGGCCGUGGCGAUGCUCAGCAAGCGCCGCACCUACCUGCUAGAGAUGAACGGCUUCUAAUCAUGUGACCUUCCUUCGUGCGCGAUGGCGAUGGCGAUGACAAUGGCCACCGGAUAGAUUGCUCUGCUCUGUUAGCUUCAGCUCUGCUCAGUGGCAGGCAGGCAGGCACACCGAGGCGUUCCUUGUUGUAACAGCAGCGAUCAUGUCUCAUACGUAUCUCAUUUCUUCGCUACUGCCUUAGCAUCCUUGUAAUCGCAAGCAUCAUUUCGUUGCGGUGAUCUCUCAUCUGAUCGAUUAAUGGAUGAAUGAAAUGAAGUGAUACGACAUUACCACAUACAGUACAUCAA